This is a messenger RNA of Naegleria lovaniensis, 912 nucleotides long. RefSeq lists its product as uncharacterized. The transcript has a single exon. Bases 1 to 912 code for a protein of 303 amino acids. The record is from RefSeq and is a predicted model, not a curated record. NCBI's taxonomy places the organism in Eukaryota, Heterolobosea, Eutetramitea, Acrasida, Naegleriidae.
AUGCCAAAAGAGAAAUCAAGCAAGAAAGUAACGACAGGAGGAUCAGCAUCCAAAGCAUCAAAAACUGCAUCAUCAACAACAACCACGAGCGAAUCAUCCAAAUCAAACAGCAAGCCAGCAGGAAAGAUCAAAAUGAAAUUUCCAUGCACUCAUGCGUUUGAAUGUACCUCGGGUGAAAUAUUAUGGGGUCAAAUUCAGUGUUUGAUCAAAGGCAGUAAAACCAAAGCACAUGAUGGAGUGAAUGGACCCAUCAGCUCCGGAUUUGGUGGUACCAUUUUGCAAAGCGAAUUCUGCUAUCGUGCUGCAGCUCGCAAGGGUAAAUGGGUUGUAGAGAGAUUUGUCAAUUCCGAGGAUAAGUGGGUAGGAGGCUUUAUUGUUCAUCACGAAGACAUUUCUGGCAAGGAAUUGUUAGAAAGAUGUUCUUCCAUUGGUAUUUCAUUGGCACAGAGUCAUGAGGACAAACAAAUUGUCUAUGUCAAUCGAUACGAUUGGUCAUGGCAUUCUGGAUCGAGCACUGAGGUCGGAAAAGAGCUCAAGUUGUACAAGUCACACAAGAAAAAGAAAAAAGACGAUGACGAGGAUUAUCGUGGCAGUGAUGAAGAGUCUGGCUCUGGAUAUGAUAGUGAAGAGUGUGAGCGUUUGGGAGGUAAUUUUCAAAUGAUUGAUGCCAGUGAGUACGACUCGGUCAUGAAAUUGUUGAGCUCCAAGCAUCCAGAAGAAUGUAUUCAGUAUCGAGCCCCUUCUGGAACUCUGUGUGGAGUACAUGUGUGCGGAGAAGAUACUGAGUACGAGCUUGGCUGGCUAGUUUUCAGUGGUAAGAAGCAUUCAGACUUUCCAGAAAGUGACGAGUUGAUUGGAGUUGUGUAUGAUAGUAGCUAUUGUGCGUUGGAAGGUGACUUUGAGGUCGAAUAA